Molecule: messenger RNA, 4893 nt
Organism: Hemibagrus wyckioides
Lineage: Eukaryota; Metazoa; Chordata; Actinopteri; Siluriformes; Bagridae
Product: zinc finger protein 513
Exons: 4
Coding region: 931-2568 (545 amino acids)
Biological process (GO): regulation of gene expression
Cellular component (GO): nucleus
Source: RefSeq, a predicted model, not a curated record
AGAAACGCUUGCAAUGCAUUGUUGUUAACAUGAACUAUUUCCAAAUAGUGCCGUGGAGAGCUAAGCUACGUGCUUGUCAAGCAGUCAGCUAACGGGGACAUUUUUCACACCGGAUUGCAAGCCGCUAGCCCGGAUUACUAACACCGCCUGUCUUGUACUUUUCUGACGUUUUAAGUACUGCAGUUAGCAACCUCGACGUUUCUAACGUUAUUCAGCGGUGAAUAGCUGAGCUAAUGCUAGUGCGGUAGGCUACCAAGUUAGGCUACAGGCUACGUUUAGUUAGCUCUUUCUAGUAUGCUAGCUAGUUUGCUAAAUUAGCAGUUCACUCUCUCAUGGAGCACUGUUGAGAAAUACGUUUUUGCUGUGUUUGUGCGUUGUUAUGGUCUAUAUUGUGAACUUCUCGCCUGUUAGGGUGGAUAACGGAUGGUCAAAAGUUUUCUCGCUACAAAUGUAAGUGUGCCAACGUGGUCCAUUCAUCUGUUUAUUUCAGUAAUUUAUUUAUUUCCUCGGUAUUAGGUAGCCUACGCCAGUUGACAGUUGAAUUGAAAAGCUAACUAGAUGGACAGACGUGUGUCCUUUUCUAUUCUCAGUGGCUCACAGCCUUGUCAGCAUUAGCUAAUGAGAAAACCAAGGUUAGAAACCGCGUACAUGCUUUGGUUAGGUGUCCUUUUAAAAUUACCGGCUAGAUCCUUUAGCUAGUGUUUUAUCUGUGGAAACCGUUCAUACCCAGUAUGAUUUCUUUAACUCUAAUGUGCUGCCGAUAAAGACAAGUCACUUGGUCAGCGGGUGAGGUUGUGAAGGAAAGAUGAGCGAGCUGAUCACACGGUUAGUCUUGGUUUUGUGUGGAUCUGGAAGAGGAAGAUGACAGUGUAGGAAGAGUGAUGAGCUGAUUGAGAGUCGACCAGAAGAAUCCGCGGAGACUGCUAGAAAAUGCCCAGAAGAAAACAAUCAAAUCCACAGCCUGUUAAAUUGGGUUCUGAAGAUGCUGUUGGUGUUGGGAAUCCAGAGAGCUUGGUUCUGGAGAGUGAUUUCCUCCUUGAACAGGAUUUUGGAGAGAAUGACUACAAGAUCAUAGGAUUUGAGAGAGACUCUGAUUCAGUAACUGCUGACAUGGGAAUUCCAGCAUACGCCUUCAGCGAUGAGGACUGCUCCAGUUACAACCGCCUCAGCAUGGAAAGUGACUUUGAGGACCCCCGAGACACUGAGAGUGAACGGGAGGAUAUGGGCGGAGACUCGGCCUUUGCCCCGUACCUCUCGUGCAGACAGUGUGGCCAGCUCCUUGGUGAUCCCCUUAGUGGGGCCCUGGACGUAGCAGGACUCUACUGCCUUCAGUGUGGUGGUGAAGAGAAGGGAGCAGAAAAGAAACAUGAACAGGGAAAGGAACCCGUGUCUGCCGAGGGCUCCCAGCAGAAAGGACACAGAGUGAAGUCUGGCCCUAACUCCUACAAAACCUACUCUUGCAAGCUGUGCAGCUUUACCUCACGCUACUCCAACCACCUGAAGCGGCACAUGAAAACACACAAUGGCGAGAAGCCAUACCAGUGCCAGCACUGCACCUACGCUUCAGCUCAGCUGGUUAACUUACAGAGACAUGUGCGGACACACACUGGGGAGAAGCCAUACAAAUGUGACUACUGUACAUUCGCCUGCAACUCCCUAGGCAACCUAAAGAGGCAUCGGCGCAUGCACACUCAGGAGAAGCCGAACAAGUGUGGCCAGUGUGAAUACCGUGCAAGUAGCAGCCACUCCCUGAAACGACAUAUGAUGGUACAUGAUACAGAUGCAUCCACAGCCGUGGUGGAAGAGAGUGUUGGGUCUGAUCUGAGUCUGCACAUUAGUGCUGAUUCGGACUUCCUGCAAAGUAUUGGGGGCCUGCAUGCUGAUCGUCACCCCCCGAGUCUACUGGAGGCUGAGGCUCUAGGCCAGGAGUCAGAGCCCAUGGCUGAGCUGCUUUUCCCCUUCACAUGUCGUGUGUGUGGCUUGGCCCUGGAGGAUGAGGAAGCAGAGGCCAUGCACAUCUGCAACAAGUGCACUCUGGACAUGCUAGCUAAGAGCUCUCCAUCUAGCCCAGAGAAAGGAGACAAGCUUUUCUCAUGCACUUCAUGCCCCUUCAUCACACAGUACCCCAACCACCUGGUGCGGCACAUGAAGACUCACAGCGGGGAAAAGCCUUACAAAUGUCCGCAGUGUAACUAUGCCUCAGCCCACUUUGACAACUUAAAACGCCACCACCGCGUGCACACGGGUGAGAAGCCCUACAAGUGCCAUCUGUGCGACUACGCUUGCGGAAACCUGGCUAACCUGAAGCGACACGAACGCAUCCACUCGGGUGCUAAGCCCUUCCAGUGUACUGUGUGCAGCUACAGCUGUAACCAGAGCAUGAACCUGAAGCGCCACAUGUUACGCCACACUGGCGAGAAACCAUUUAAGUGCCAGGAGUGUGCCUACACUACAGGCCACUGGGACAACUAUAAACGGCACCAAAAAAAGCACGGCCACUCCCCUGACGGGUGGAUGAAGAUGCCAUUGCCAGAGAAGGAGGAGGAAGAGGAGGAAGGCGAGAUGUAGCACGUUUUAUGGGGCUCUUCUCUCAUGCUCUUAAUACCUAGCAGAUGUUGCCUUACUGUUUUAAUAUUGCAAAGGUGCAAGGUGCAUAUGGCAAGAGUGUCAUUUUAUGUGUAACCCCUAAUUCAAUUUUUUUUCCUGUUUAAAUGCAGAUGAUAGUAAUGAGAAUAGCCAUUAUUAAAUCAGUUUAUCAGCAUGCUGAAGAAAUUCAACAGAGAUGCAGAAAUAUCACUGCAAGCAUGCAUCAGAAUUGACUUCUGUAUUUAAUCUGUAGUACAAACCAUUCGUAUCUGGUUUGAAACGCAUCCGGCUUUUAAAUUUAGACAGAGAACUGGACAAUUGUGGUUAUACAUCUGUUACUGUAAAGCUGGUCUGAUUAAGCUGACUUAAAGGCUAAAGUUUUAAUAACACCACCAUUCUUAUAAAUUCUAUAUGAUUUACUCAGAGAGAGUGUUGCAAUAAAGCCAAUGAGUCAUCCUUUUCUAAGUUGAUGCUAUUUUUCUUUUCAGUUCUAUAUCGUAGAUUUGAUUACACUGAAAACCUCUGGUUGCUGCUAAAUUCUGUAGGAUAUACAAAUAUGUAGGUGCUUUUCUGGAGUUUACUGUAAAAUGAUUGUCAGCUGCCCCUGCACCAAUGCUGCACUGAUGUGUGUGUGUGUGUGAGUGAGUGUGUGUGAGUUUUUGUAAGUGACUUUCAGUUUUUUCUAAUUAUGUUGUGUGAUGCCUACUGUGAAAUUUCAUAUUUCAUGAAAAAUAAACCCAUGAAAAGGGAUAAAGUUGUAAUUUUAUUGUAAUUCUAUUAUGCUUUGUUUGGGGAAGACCUCAUGAGGAAAAAAAGGAAAGAGACCACGUUUGUUGUUAUUAUUAUUAUUUUAUUGACACAGUCACAGACAGCACAUUGCUCUGAUUGUCUUAAUGGUUGUCACUCUAUGCUUUUUGUACAAUAUAUUUUUUUAAAAUAGUAAAAUAUAUUUUGUACAGAAAAAGCACAACGUUUAUAAAAUGGCCAAGAUCAUUAGUCAUUCAAUGAAAUCAGGGACUAAGUCAACAUAUUUUAUGCAUAAUUAUUGACAUGAUGUGAUGUUUGCUAUAUAUUGUUUAAAAAUGGUUAUUUAUGUAUACUGAUGUAUAUUAUUUUUGUGGUUUCAUUUGCUUUAUUGUUGUGGGGACUUUGUCAAAUGACCUUUGGCUUUAUAAUAAAACAAGAGUUUAGAUUUUUUAAAAUUAUGUCUUGAUAUUUCCUUGCACCGGAAAAUACAGAAGUGAUAUAGGAGUUUCUCUUUAAGCAUUUGAGACCACUUGCCUCUAGAGAUCAGUAUAGAGCUUGUAGAAAUGUAUUAUGAAGAGUUAUUUUUGUUAUCUGAAGUUGUUUUCAUCUUUAGAGAACUGAAACAGGUGUGAGAAGUGCACAUGAACACACUGUCACUGUAGUGUGUGGAUAAGAAACAACGGAUCAGUUUUUAGAUAGAUGUGUUGCUGGCUGAAAUCACGGCGCAGUAGCUGGUUGAAGGGGACCAAACCUCACUAAGACUCCUGACUUGGUUCCAGUUUACCAGCCACUAAGACGUGCUGCCCAGCAAGACGUGUGGAUGUGCUGCAUUUAAUACAUAAUACUUUGAGGCAAUGUGAUAGGAGAACCAAAUUCUUCCUCAAUUUUAUUCUAAUGUCAGUAUCAUACACUCCCACUAAAGAACUGAAUAAAUCUCUAUUUAAAAAAAUCUAUUGUAUUAACCUUAUAAAUGGUUUAUAAAUUUGUUGAAAAUGGUGGGAAAAUGUGAAGAACAUUUUAUCCCAAAUGCUGAGCUCCAUCUGCUGUACAGAAGGUUUGUUGGUCUGCUUUAUAAUUUCUCCGCACUUUCUUCUGUACUUUCUUUUUCACUUGCUACCAAGACAUGACGAGUGUAAAUAGAUGUGCCAUUAUGUCCUUAUAGAAACAGCCCACCCAAAUUAGCUUCCUUGCACCUGUCUCUCUAUUUAUAAGAGUGAACACUUUACUGCACCUGUAUUCUGUCACUCAGCCUGCAUCAUCACUGGCUGAAUAAGAUGCUAGUCUAUUAGCGCAGCAUGCAUGUCAUGGGGGGAACAUAUACACAUAAAACCAUCUCCAUGUGAUGUCCGUGUACUCUUUGACUUUGACAUAUCCUCACCACCAGUAAUAUGCAUGUAGCCUCUCUAAUUUUAUAUAUGAAAAAGAAAGAUGGAUAAAAGAAGAAAAUGGUUACACACUGAAGAUAAUUAUUUACUCACUUUUUAAUGUGUUAAAAUGGCAGGGAUUUGCAGACUUGCAUGCUUGGUACCUUGUUUUGUAAGGAUGAAUAUGAUGAUGUCA